This is a messenger RNA of Tetrahymena thermophila SB210, 1020 nucleotides long. RefSeq names its product eukaryotic translation initiation factor 3 subunit I. Lineage: Eukaryota; Ciliophora; Oligohymenophorea; Hymenostomatida; Tetrahymenidae. Gene Ontology annotation, biological process: cytoplasmic translational initiation. The transcript has 4 exons. Gene Ontology annotation, cellular component: cytoplasm; eukaryotic translation initiation factor 3 complex, eIF3m. Gene Ontology annotation, molecular function: RNA binding; protein binding; translation initiation factor activity. The record is from RefSeq and is a predicted model, not a curated record.
AUGAAAUUAAUUGAAUUAAGAGGUCACGAAAAGCCUGUUAACUUUGUUAAGUUUAAUUAGGAUGGAGAUUUGCUCUUCUCUGGUGCAGCUGAAAAAAGAGUAAAUGUAUGGCGUAAUCACACUUUUGAAAGAAUUGGUUCAUAUAAGACUUAAUCUGCCGUUAAGGCUCUUGAUGUUACCGAUGAUUCUUAAUAUCUCAUAACAGGUUCCCUCGAAGGUACUUUACAAGUUUUCUUAGUAGAUGGCGGUUAAUCCAUAGGUUUUUACAAGACAAAGUAUAAAUGUAAGUAUCUUGAACUUAGUUAAGGAAACGAAUACCUCCUUGUGCUUUUUGAAAGUUACGACAGCUAAGCUAAUAACUUGGUAGGUAUAUACAAGUUCAAAGAUUUCCUUCAAGCUUUGAAAAAUGCUAAUUAAAAAAAAAUUCCUGAUGAUUCUAUCCCUAUGUAUAAAACUUUCAACCUUAAUUACACUACUAACAAAAUUAGAUACGGUUAUUUAAAUAAAUGUCUCUACGUUGGUACAACAAAUGGCAAAUUGAUAAAGUUAGAUCCUGAAGGUAAAGUUAUCUUAGAGAUAGACGCUCACUAGGGUGAAACUUUAUCUAUUAGCUACUCUAAAGAUUACUCUUUAAUAGCUACUUCUGGUAAUGAUGGUGCCAAAUUCUGGGAUCCUUCCACUCUCAAAUGUAUCAGAUUUAUUAAAUAAUAAGUUUAAAUGAACUCUGUUGCUAUUAGUCCUUUGAUCACUGGUGAAACUGAAGAUGUUAAAUAUCACUGUAUCAUGGGUGGUGGUUUACCUGCUAGAGAAUCUGCUGGAAGCAAAGCUGGUGGUUACGUUAUCCAUUUAUGCAAUAUUAUGUAUGGUGAAGAUUUAGGUACUAUUUCUGGUUGUUUCGGUCCUAUUAACCAUCUCGUCUUCUAACCUGAUGGUAGAGGUUUUGUUAGUGCUGGUGAAGAAGGUAUUAUUAGAUGCUACAGAUUCGAUGGUACUUAUUGGGAAAGUGAAACCUUUUAAUGA